This is a messenger RNA of Metarhizium robertsii ARSEF 23, 1311 nucleotides long. Its product is annotated as Peptidase aspartic. Gene Ontology annotation, biological process: proteolysis. Bases 1 to 1311 code for a protein of 436 amino acids. Lineage: Eukaryota; Fungi; Ascomycota; Sordariomycetes; Hypocreales; Clavicipitaceae. The transcript has a single exon. Gene Ontology annotation, molecular function: aspartic-type endopeptidase activity. The record is from RefSeq and is a predicted model, not a curated record.
AUGCACCUUAGCCAUUUCGCCAUCCUGCAGGCUUACGUUUGCGUAUGCUUUGCCGCAGUGUGCCCAUCUCGGACCAACAAUACGGCAACAGCACGUAAAGACGUCGUCGCCGUCCCUGCCGUUUGGAAUGGCUUUGGGUACCUUUUCAAUAUCUCCGUUGGAACUCCCCCGCAGCCGUUGACGGUUCUUAGCGAUUGGACAUGGAUCUCUCUGUUUGUGCGGUCUGGACGAUGCAUGAACCAGUGGAACAUCCCAAUGUGCAUUGGAAACAAUGGUCAGGCCUUCUUCAACGAAAGGAAAUCCAGUAGCUUUCAUAACAGGUCCUUGCCGCAACUCAAAUGGGACAUUACGGCAUUCGCCCCAGACUUUACCGUGGAUUACGCAUCCGACACGGUUUGUGUGAGCAACAUUUGCACGACCAACACUACUCUUCAAGUGUCUGACCUCCCGUACGGCGGUGAUGUCAUUCCCAAGGUCCCGUUUGGAGGCAUCUAUGGCAUGGCUCCGGUGACGCCAGACGUUACUGAAGCGUUUUACACACAAAACUACCAAGCUUGGAAGGCAGGUGUAUUCGGGCCCAAAGUUGGCUGGCAUUCUUGCGCCUCUCUAUCGUCUAGAAAAUCGUGCCUUGGCGGGGAAGCCAAAUUCGUGCUUGGAGGCACAGAUCAAGCCAUGUAUGACGCAUCCAGAAUGCAGGUUUAUAGCAUUCAGAACCCUUCAUGGCUCUCGGAGGCGUUUUACCCGUAUAAUCCACCGAAAAGCAACUACUGGAGUACCGCCCUUACGGGAGUUUGGAUCUCGGGCGAAGAAGAGUCUACCAACUUUAUUUACAAUUUCUCAGGCUCAAACAAUGUUUCCAUGCAAACUCUGGCACUGUUAGACGAGGGUUCAGAAGGCCUGGGUGCACCAUUGUCGCUGAAUGCGUAUAAGUGGUUGGUAAAACAAGUCAACGGCACACGGGCCAGUAACGCCACAGUCCAAGCUAUCAUGGCACAAGGGUCUUCGGGCUACAACGGAGCAAGCCAAGACUGGUAUACGGUUCCGUGUAACAGUACAGGCAGCCGGCCGACAUUAGUGUAUGAGCUAGAUGGACGACAGAAUUACACAAUCCCGGAAUCUGACUACAUCAUCAGACUCGAGUCCGCGGCGACUCCUGUGUGCUACCUCAAUGUAAAUGUUUGGAAGUAUGGACGAACUAGUUCGGGGGACUCAAAAGUCCUCUUGCUGGGAGGUGCGUUUCUCAAACGACUUUAUGUCCAGCUAGACUUUGAGAAUCUCUCGUUUGGGCUUGCUCCCCUCAAGAAGCAUUAG